This is a messenger RNA of Serpula lacrymans var. lacrymans S7.9, 985 nucleotides long. RefSeq lists its product as uncharacterized. The transcript is spliced from 6 exons. The coding region runs from base 131 to 634 and encodes 167 amino acids. Lineage: Eukaryota; Fungi; Basidiomycota; Agaricomycetes; Boletales; Serpulaceae. The record is from RefSeq and is a predicted model, not a curated record.
AACGCAUGGUGGCGCGGUUCAAGUCGUAAUAUUCCUGCUUUUUUGGAGCACUCGCUCUUUGCACCAGUCUUAUAUCCACACCAGCAUACAAAACACAUAAAACUUACCUUUUAUCACGAUCUAACGAUUUAUGGCGUUCGACAAUCAUGUCCGCAGGGGCCACCCAAUCGUGUUCUCCUUGAUUAUCUUUUUCAGUAUAAUCGAACUUGCCAUAUCUGCGUGGUUAACUUCGAGGUUCGACGCCAACCACAACUAUUUCAGCGUUGAUGAACGGGACCGAACUCGUUUCUUGUUAUUCGCCUCAAUAUGGACCGUGGUUUUCUCCGCCCUAUACAUGUUCUUUUUCUUCUUUUUGCCAUCUGGAAUCUUCAGCAGCGUCGCUUCUCAUAUACUUUUCCUCUCGAUCACUUGGAUAUUCUGGACAGCUGGUGCAGCGAGUAUCACGGCAGCACUCGGUGGAGGGCUUAACUGCACCACACAAAAUAUUUUCGUCUAUUGUGGGCAGUUGAAUGCUCUAGAAGGUUUUGCUUGGGUGAUCUGGAUUCUUGUCACGUUUGCUAUCCUGGUAACCAUCUUCCGUGGAAUUACUGCAGCUCGUCGGGGCGAUGGCAUGCGGGGCCCGCUUAUUGCGUGAUUGUUCACCCGGAUAGUUCAGCUAGAAGAUUUGGCUUCGCCUUACCCUUACUGGUUAACGUGUUGCAUCUCACCCCCUAUUUUUUUUGCUUGCUUUUUCUUUGAUCAUUUUCUCAGCUACAUCCUGGACAGUGUCUUCAUUGCUAUGGAUUUCCCUUCUCAGGUUUCCUUAUAACGAUUUCAUUUACACGAAUUUGGGCACGACUGCAACGUACUGUUUGUGUUUUUAUCUUAUGAUAUUUUAUGUAAUGCAUUGCUCGGAAUGACUCAGGUUUUCUCCUUCGUUGUUGAUUUGUAAAUAGUUGACUACUGUCAUGUCGUUGGGUAUACACGGAAUGCUCCGAUUUACUCC